AUGAAGUUAUCUCAUUUUGUCCGUUGUAGCGCUAUUCCAGUGCUUGUCCACUCUCUUGCUCCAACUGACGAGCCCCGAGAUGCCGACCCUCCUCAAUCAGGUUACCUUCCCAACCACAACAUCUCUCCAGCACUUCUCUCAAGCUACACAAAGAAAUGGACGAUGAAAUACAAUACUGCAGAGGAGUUCUAUGCCAAUCCCUUGGUAUAUACGGCUCCCAAUACUACGAAAGAACUUGUCAUCUUGGCUUCCAUCCAAAAUAUUGUACGGAUACUUGAUAGUACCACUGGUGCUCUGAUCAUCAGUCGCACUCUCGAUGCUCCAUAUGUAUCGUCUGAUUCAAACUGCAAUGAUGGCGCUACAGUCGGGAUCACCGGAACUCCGAUUAUUGAUACAACUUCAAACAUCAUGUACCUUUUCACCAAGGGCUACUGCAAUGGCUUACCUGGUCCUCAAGGUGUCAUCAAUGGCGCAUAUAAAUUCUGGGCACUGAACGUCCCAAGCUUGACGAUUGUCCCAGGCUAUCCAGUCUUAAUCAAGGGACCAGCAUCCAAUGAUCCUCAGCGCUACUUCAUUGGAGGCACAAUCUUGCAACGUCCUGGUUUGGCGAUGAUGCAAAUUAAAUGGCUAGUUGGUGACAGCGUCAUUGCCGGGUUCGGUGGACACUGCGAUUCAAUGAACUACACUGAUAUCCUGAUCGCAGUCAGCAAGACUCCUAGCAAAGGUGUCACGGACAUGAUGGAAAUGGAAGUAUCUCCAGGUGAGCCAGCAGACCCUAAUCUCCUUCUUGGAAAGGGCGGGAAAGCUGGCAUAUGGCAAUCGGGCAUGGGUAUUGCUGCCGACACGGUCAACAAUCGAGUUUUCUUCUCCACAGGAUGGCCCCGGUGCCAACAAAGGUCCUACCGGUCCCCAGCGCCCGGCAAGGCAGGCACCAGCACUUUAGAUCAAGCGAUUGUGAACAUUGGGGUUGAUCCUGUAACAGGACUCCUCAAACAACAAGACUACUUCUCGCCAAUCAAUUACGAAAAGCUGAAUGCUGGAGACAAAGACUUGUCCUCUUCUGGUGUCACCCUGUUGGACCCUAUCACUUUCUCUGGAGGUGGUGUCAAUCGUGUUGGGGUCGCCGGGAGCAAAGCUGGUGUGAUAUAUGUUGUUAACGCGGAUAAUCUUGGCGGAUUCAAGAUGGGACCCAACAGUUCUGAUGCAGGCAAGUUAUCUGACUUCGAAAAAAAAGGUUUCAGGCUAACUUCAUCAGUGCUACAAGAGCUCACUUUCGCUGGCUUCUGCACCACCUGUGGAGCCUUGCAAGCUUGGAAGAAAGUUCUCAAUGCUCAAGGUCAACCGAACUUUGCCUUUGCAGCCGAAAGCAAUAUCCCCUUGGGCUGCCACAACACUCCAACAGUGACGAGUCUGAACGGAGUUGCUGGGACCGCUAUUGUCUGGUUAGCUGAUACAUCUAAAGGGCUGGUAGCGUUUCACGCUGUCCCUAAUGGUAGCGUCUUGACCCAAAUCACACUCCCGGGUAGUGGAGGGCUACAAAAGUUCCAUCGUCCAAUUUUUGGUAACAACCAUGUCUACGUCACUUCAAGUAACAAGCUCAUCGCUAUUGGUGGUGUUGCUCAGUGA
Molecule: messenger RNA, 1626 nt
Organism: Mollisia scopiformis
Lineage: Eukaryota; Fungi; Ascomycota; Leotiomycetes; Helotiales; Mollisiaceae
Exons: 9
Coding region: 1-1626 (541 amino acids)
Source: RefSeq, a predicted model, not a curated record